UAGCCCUGCAUGUUAUAAUUGUGGCCUCAGGCUCUGGUCACUUCCUCUGCAAUCCCAGCCUGGAGUCUGCAGCCAGCGCAGCAGACGUCGCCAUGGAGAGGCUGAGCGCAGCCAACACCCGUUUUGCCUUGGACCUGUUCCUGGCCUUGGACAAAGACAACCCUACGGGAAACAUCUUCAUGUCUCCCUACAGCAUCUCCUCGGCCAUGGCUAUGAUCCUCCUGGGGGCCCGAGGCAACACGGAGGCCCAGCUGUCCAAGGCUCUUCAUUUCGAUGCUGUGCAGGAUGUUCAUUCGCGAUUCCAGAGCCUGAAUGCUGAGAUGAGCAAGCACAGGGAGGCCUGUGUGCUGAAACUCGCUAACAGGCUCUAUGGAGAGAAAACCUACGACUUUCUCCCCGAAUUCUUGGCUUCGACUCAGAAACUGUACGGCGCUGACUUGGCCAGGGUGGAUUUUCAGCAGGCCUCGGAGGACGCCAGGAAGGAGAUAAAUGAGUGGGUCAAAGGUCUGACAGAAGGGAAAAUCCCAGAGGUAUUGGCCUCAGGUGUGGUUGAUAGCCUGACGAAACUCGUCCUGGUAAAUGCCAUCUAUUUCAAGGGGAAGUGGCAUGAGGAGUUCAGGAAAGAGAGUACCACCAAUGCCCUAUUCAGACUCAACAAGAGAGAGACCAAGACAGUGAAAAUGAUGUACCAAAAGAAAGAGUUUCGCUUCGGCUACGUGCAGGAGCUCAGGUGCCGUGUGCUGGAGCUGCCUUACCAGGGCAAGGAGCUCAGCAUGCUGCUCCUGCUGCCCGACGACAUCGAGGACGAGUCCACGGGGCUCAAGGAGAUUGAGAAACAACUGACCUUGGAGAAGCUGAAUGAGUGGACCAAACCUGAGAAGAUGCGUACCAUUGACGUCCAUGUCAGGUUGCCUAGGUUCAAACUGGAAGACAGCUACGUCCUCAACUCCCAUCUGGCCCGUCUGGGUGUACAGGAUCUCUUUGUUAGAGACAAGGCUGAUCUGUCUGGCAUGUCAGCAGCCAACGAUCUUUUUGUCUCAAAAGUUGUCCACAAGUCCUUUGUGGAAGUGAAUGAAGAGGGCACAGAGGCAGCGGCCGCCACUGCUGUCUCUGUGCUUUUUGGGGGCUGCCUGAGGCAAGAGGAGAAUUUCACUGCCGACCAUCCAUUCCUUUUCUUGAUUCGGCACAAUCCCACAUCGAACAUCCUGUUCCUUGGCAGAGUUUGUUCUCCUUAGAAGAAGGAGACAGUGGAAACAGAUGGUCACACUUAAAGCUGUCUUCCAACUGCAUGCUUAAUGGUGACAAUUGUCA
Ochotona princeps (American pika) is the source of this 1311-nucleotide messenger RNA. Its product is annotated as leukocyte elastase inhibitor-like. The transcript is spliced from 7 exons. Bases 93 to 1235 code for a protein of 380 amino acids. Lineage: Eukaryota; Metazoa; Chordata; Mammalia; Lagomorpha; Ochotonidae. Gene Ontology annotation, biological process: negative regulation of endopeptidase activity. The record is from RefSeq and is a predicted model, not a curated record. Gene Ontology annotation, molecular function: serine-type endopeptidase inhibitor activity.